Messenger RNA from Aspergillus chevalieri, 1506 nucleotides. Its product is annotated as putative carboxylesterase. The transcript is spliced from 6 exons. The coding region runs from base 1 to 1506 and encodes 501 amino acids. Lineage: Eukaryota; Fungi; Ascomycota; Eurotiomycetes; Eurotiales; Aspergillaceae. The record is from RefSeq and is a predicted model, not a curated record.
AUGUCACUUCCACAAAUUCACCAGGACUCCCUCAAGACUACCUUCACCGGUACCUCUCAGUCUGACAAUGGCACCACUGUCCAUUCAUUCAGAGGCAUCCAGUAUGCCACAAUUCCGGCUCGCUUCGAGCGUUCGCAGCCGAUACAAAAGUUCAAUGAACCGGCGAUUGAUGCGACGCGAUAUGGACCACGCUGCCCACAGAUGAAGAUCGAUGUGCGUCAUUUGCUACGCAUCCCAGAAGAUGUUGAAAUCCCAGAAGAGGAAGAGGAUGAAUUCAAAUGCUUGAAUUUGGAAAUCACCUGUCCUCCGCUGGAUCAAACGAAGGGGCCUUUUCCGAUUUUGAUCUGGAUUCACGGUGGAUCACAGGUUGUCACGUUCUGUUCUGCUGCAUCCGGAAUUUGCGACCCAACAAAACUCGUUGCAGACUCGAUCAAAUAUCAGAAACCAAUGGUUUUUGUUUCUAUCAACUAUCGGCUUAACAUCUUCGCUUUCGGAGACGGCAAGGAGAAGAAUCUCGCCCUCAAAGACCAACGACUUGGAAUUGAAUGGGUCCGCAAGAAUAUUGCAUCUUUUGGUGGUGACCCAAACAACAUCACCUUGGCUGGUGAGAGCGCCGGUGGUGUCUAUGCUCAUGCCCAUUUGAUUACCGGACCGCCAGUCAAACGAGCUAUUUUGGCAUCUGGGUCUCUCUAUCUUUCGCGCCCAAUGCCAGCAGCACGAGGAGAAUGGAUGGUCAACACACUAGAAUCCAAAGUGCAGGAGCUUGGACAGACCUCUCUUCGCGAAGCCCCUGUACCCGUUCUCAUACAGGCCCUGGGAGAGUGCAACGUCAACUCAAUGUUCCUCCAGGAAGAUUCGGAAUUACAAGACUGGGAAUCGAGACCGGAACAUGUAGAGGAACUCAUGAUUGGGGAUACAGAGUAUGAGUCCGUGAUUUGGCGCAAUGGUGUCGAGACACACAACGCAUCUACAAUUAAUGCAGCCUUUGAACAGAAUUCCGAAUGGGGCCCUCAAUUGCGCAAAAUGUACCAGGUCGUUCCUACUCGCCCGACGGCCAGCAAGCUCGGUGCCCUGGACAUUAUCAACGAUGCUCUCUACGCCAUGCCCGUCGAAGUUAUUUCUGAAAAGCUACAAGCGAAUCAAAAGAUGGUUUACAGAUAUGUGGUCGACCAACAUAACCCGUGGCAGUUGUCCAGCCGCUCCCACCACGCCGUUGACUUGCUCUUCCUGUUCGGGACGAUGGAUUUUUCGCACAACCCAGGUGCGGAGGGUGUCGGGCAGGACAUGAGACGGCUAUGGGUGUCGUUUGUGAAUGGUGAUGCACCAUGGUCGGAGCAGAAGAGAUAUGCCUAUGGUCCAUUUGGAGUAUGUGGCGAGAUUGACGAGGGGCAGUUUGCCGGUCGACGGAGGACAAGGCACAUCAGGGCGUUGAGGGAGGCUGGAAAGGAGGCAUUCUUGCCCAUUGUAUUUGCGUUGGCAGCCGGGAAGAUCAGUUUGUUGAACUAG